UGGCACUUCUUGCACAACAACUCACACUUCAUUCAUCCAUACAUACAUCCACCACAUCGCCCAUGCCUAACAUAUCACGCAAACCUCCUCCGAGUUUCUACCCUCCCUCUCACUCGCCCUCGCCUUCUCUCUAUGCCCCCAUACAAUCAACCCCUGCACCCUCUUAUGACCACCACGUCAACAACAAUACCUUGAAUCCAUUCUCCGACGCACGUGAAGUCGGUGCAUAUGCUCAACUCCAAGGAGAAGAGCCAAUAAAUAGCGCACCUUUAUACCAGCCUCCGUAUGCUCCCCAACUACUCGUCGCUCAACCAACUCCUGUUUCUGCUCGCCUUCCGUUUUUUGAAGCUGCGCUUGCCCGCGCGCGCGGCAUUCAAACACCCAACUUACCAGAAGCCCCGACUCCAACUUACGCCCAACCUUUACCUUCCUAUCUUCCACCUCCCGACCCCAAUCACCCUGAUCUAUCUGUUGGUUUGACUCAAGCCAAUACAAUUCGCUACGCAAUCGAUCCAAGGUCUCAUUUGAGGGAAGAAUCUCGCUCUCCUUCGCCGUUCAUGGAUGACAGCUUCGUUUAUAAUGACGCUACUCAUCUUCAUAACGUUGAACCGGACGUCGAAAAUGCUUUGCUCGGAAGUGGAAUGGGUUAUGAACCCGAGAAACGGGUCGAAUCUUCGAUGGGCUUCAACGACUAUGAUGGCGAUCUCUCAGUCCCCCAGUCAUUUGGCGGCCGACCCCCUUCAUGGGAGCAGGGCGGUAUAUUGGAUGAAAAAGCGGAAAUGUCGACUACUAAGCAUUUUGGGCCUGCGCCUGCAGGUCGAGUCGGUCGGCGAGCGCACAACGCUGCGGGGUACCGGAGGAUCAAACAAUCAGCCACCCUCGAUGAGAAUGGUUUCUUUGCCAUCGAGAUGAACAUCCCCACUCGACUGGCACAAUUUCUACCUAUCAAGGGAGUAGAAGAGCAAAAGACUACAAGGUAUACUGCGAUUACCACCGACCCAGAUGAUGUCCCAGCAGCAGGCUUCCGUCUUCGGCAGAACAUAACCUCUCCACCCCGACAGACUGAACUCUUCAUCGUGAUCACAAUGUACAAUGAAAACGCCGAGCUCUUUUGCCGAACACUUUAUGGAGUCAUGAAAAAUAUUGCCCACCUAUGUGGGCGUAAGAACUCGAGGGUCUGGGGCAAGGAUGGUUGGCAAAAGGUCGUCGUUUGCAUUGUUGCGGACGGUCGUAAGGCAGUCAACCCCCGCGUCCUCGAUUGUUUAGCUGCACUCGGAGUAUACCAAGAAGGUGCAAUGACGAACACAGUAAAGGAUCGACCGGUCACAGCGCAUGUUUUCGAAUACACGACCAGUUUUGCUCUUGAUGGUGAUUUACACUUCAAAUAUCCAGACAAAGGCAUUGUUCCAUGCCAGAUUAUCUUUUGCAUGAAAGAGAAAAAUGCCAAAAAGAUCAACUCCCAUCGAUGGUUCUUUAACGCCUUCGCGCCCUUGCUAUCACCAAAUGUCUGCAUUCUUCUUGAUGUGGGAACGCAACCAGCUCCGAAAUCCAUCUAUCAUCUUUGGAAAGCAUUUGAUGUCAACUCUAAUGUUGGUGGUGCCUGUGGAGAAAUUGCAACCUUCAAGGGCAAAACUUGGAGAAGUUUAUUGAACCCCCUUGUCGCCGCUCAAGCCUUUGAAUACAAGAUGUCCAACAUCCUCGACAAACCUUUGGAGAGUCUUUUCGGAUACUGUACUGUUUUGCCUGGUGCUUUCUCCGCCUACAGGUGGAUUGCUUUGCAAAACAAUGGGGAUGGGAGAACGGGACCGUUGGCGAGUUAUUUUGCUGGUGAACAGCUCAAUACUGGAAAGGCAGACACAUUCACUGGUAAUAUGUGAGUCCAAAAUUGUAGAACUGGGAGCAUUUUACUGACUGCCUUGUUCUUCAU
Molecule: messenger RNA, 1927 nt
Organism: Cryptococcus deneoformans JEC21
Lineage: Eukaryota; Fungi; Basidiomycota; Tremellomycetes; Tremellales; Cryptococcaceae
Product: chitin synthase, putative
Exons: 9
Coding region: 63-1877 (604 amino acids)
Cellular component (GO): cell septum; cell periphery
Molecular function (GO): chitin synthase activity
Source: RefSeq, a predicted model, not a curated record